This is a messenger RNA of Daldinia caldariorum, 2325 nucleotides long. Its product is annotated as transmembrane amino acid transporter protein-domain-containing protein. The transcript is spliced from 5 exons. NCBI's taxonomy places the organism in Eukaryota, Fungi, Ascomycota, Sordariomycetes, Xylariales, Hypoxylaceae. Gene Ontology annotation, molecular function: L-lysine transmembrane transporter activity; L-glutamate transmembrane transporter activity; L-tyrosine transmembrane transporter activity. Gene Ontology annotation, cellular component: fungal-type vacuole membrane. Gene Ontology annotation, biological process: amino acid transmembrane transport. Bases 419 to 2014 code for a protein of 531 amino acids. The record is from RefSeq and is a predicted model, not a curated record.
AUUCUACCGACCUAACAUAGUACUCUAGCGUUUGACGUGUAACUAUUACAUUCAUUCUCCCGUCAUCAUAAAAAAAAGAGUAUACAAUUUCAGAGAUACUAUCGCUUCUUUUUGUUACAAAAAAAAAAAAAAUUCUUUUCUUGUUACACGAUAUCACGAUACUAUAGAAUAAACAUAUAAAACAUAUAUCAUAUCCACCGAUUGCCGCGCGCGUGAAGACGACCAAAAGAUUCUAAGGUUCCAGAACGAGAGAGAGAGAGUCGCGUAUGCACGAGAGCGGUCAGCCAGGAAGAAAACUACUCUGUCUUACUCGAAUAGCGAAGCAAAAUUGAUACACACAGAUCUUCAGCGCAGCGGAUUGCUGCUGAGGAGAAUCAGAGAAUUAUAUCAAUAAAAAAUACACAGUCCCUCCCGGGCUAUGCCGGAUUAUUCGACCAUUUCAUCUGGAGAGAGCUCCGCCUCUGCUGGCGAUAUGACAAGGCAAAAGCGGGCUCGCGGCCGCCCCAAGGAUACCGGAGGGGGGCAGGCCACCAUGAUUAGCAGUGUUAUUAAUCUUCUUAAUACUAUUAUCGGCGCCGGUACGCUAGCGAUGCCCUCGGCCAUGUCGCACUUCGGCAUGCUGAUCGGAGUCAUUGUAAUCCUCUGGUCGGGAUUCACAUCUGCCUUCGGUCUCUACCUCCAGGCCCGAUGCGCGCGAUAUCUCGACCGUGGCACCUCGUCGUUUUUCGCCCUAUCCCAAAUGACCUACCCUAAUGCCGCCGUUAUUUUCGAUGCAGCGAUUGCUAUAAAGUGUUUUGGGGUUAGCGUAUCAUAUAUAAUUAUUAUCGGCGACCUAAUGCCAGGCGUCGUGGAAGGCUUUGACGCCAGAGCGGCUGAUAUACCAUAUUUGAUGGACCGUAACUUCUGGAUUACCGCCUUUAUGCUCGUUAUAAUUCCUUUAAGUUUCUUGAGGCGCCUAGAUUCCCUCAAGUAUACCAGCAUUGUUGCCCUUGUUUCGAUUGGGUAUUUGAUCGUGCUAGUUGUCUAUCAUUUUGCAGUCGACAUACCUGCGCCUAGAGACAAGGUCCGGUUUAUCUCGUGGGGAGGACCCGUCGAAGCUCUCGCCAGCCUGCCGGUGGUUGUUUAUGCGUACACUUGCCACCAAAAUAUGUUUUCCAUUCUCAACGAGAUUUCAAACAAUUCGCCCGGCAGUAUAGUGGGUGUUAUCUCUACUAGUAUUGGUUCAGCGGCCGCUGUCUACAUACUAGUCGCCAUUACUGGUUACUUGACCUUUGGAAAUGACGUUAUAGGCAACAUUGUGUCUAUGUAUCCUGCGUCGAUUGCCUCUACUAUCGCCAAAGCAGCUAUCGUCGUUCUUGUAACAUUUUCCAUUCCGUUGCAAAUACAUCCAUGUCGAGCAUCUGUUGACGCAGUUCUUAAAUGGCGACCAAAUGGAUCUCGCUCCCAAGGGCGAACGAAUUCUCCUGGCGGACGACCACUUCUUCCAAACCCCUCUCAAUCGCGGUCAGAUCACGGACCUAGUGCGCCUAUGUCAGACUUGCGCUUUGCUAUCUUGAGCACGAUUAUCGUAGUAUUAGCUUACGUCACGUCUCUCACUGUGACCUCGUUGGAACAGAUGCUAGCAUUUGUCGGCUCUACCGGUAGCACAAGUAUUAGUUUCAUUCUUCCGGGUCUAUUCUACUACAAGAUUUCGGACCCGGAUUCGAUCCACCAGCAACGUCUAACUAAAGAGGAUGACGAUGCUCUCCCCAGCUCCGAUUCUGAAGAGGAAGGCGGAGAAGAGGGGCUUCUCGGAAGAAGCGUAGACAGCAUCCACAGCGCUGCCAGUGCGUCGAGUGCUAGGAGCAAGAAUACGAAGUCUUCUUGGCGCUGGGUUAAGAAGUUUAGGUGGGACAUGGAACAUAUCGAUGUCCAAUUUUUAAGAGGAGCGGCGCUUGCCUUGUCAAUCUACGGCGUAUGUGUCAUGAUCGUAUGCUUGGGGAUGAACGUGUUCGGCUCCGUAGCAGCACAUUAGGCAAGCUGGGCGAAGUUCCUGAUCCAACGCAUAUAUGAUCUCGCAGAGUGGAUAUCCAAUAACUCCCUCGAUUAGUACCUUGGACGUUGAGAGGUUUGAUAUCCCUUACAUACCUUACAUCCUUUCCGCAUUUGUUGGAGUUUUGGAUACAACCAUUUUAUUGUAUAUAUUCCUUUCAGUUUCUCGGCAUUGUCUGGAGUUGGCAUUGAACAUAAAAUUGUAUGCAGCGUUCCUUAAUCCCUGCCGUACUAUGUAGGUACGUACAUAAACGCGCCAUUACGUGCAGAUGGCUAGACCCUUAUUUGAUCCUU